CCGGAAGGACUUUACUAUCCGAGCAUCCGUCUUCCGGUCAUGGGCAACAUGGUUGUAGUGGUGUAGCUGUGUCCAUCUGCCUGCUUAUUCGAUUCUAUUGAAAAAUCCUUGUGUCUAUUUGACAGCUGUAUUGACAUCGUAUAAUAUAUUUAUCAAGCAAUCCAGAAGGCAAAAUGAAUAUACGCAACGCACGGCCAGAGGAUCUGAUGAACAUGCAGCACUGCAACCUGCUGUGUCUUCCAGAGAACUAUCAGAUGAAGUACUACUUCUACCACGGCCUGUCCUGGCCACAGCUGUCGUACAUAGCAGAGGAUGAGAAUGGGAAGAUAGUGGGAUAUGUUUUGGCUAAAAUGGAGGAGGAUCCUGACGAUGUGCCUCAUGGACACAUUACAUCACUGGCAGUUAAACGCUCUCACAGGCGUCUUGGACUGGCUCAAAAACUGAUGGAUCAAGCCAGCAGAGCCAUGAUUGAGAACUUCAAUGCCAAAUAUGUCUCUUUACAUGUCAGGAAGAGUAACCGGGCCGCUCUUCACUUGUACUCAAACACACUUAAGUUUCAGAUUAGUGAAGUGGAGCCCAAAUAUUAUGCAGAUGGAGAAGAUGCUUAUGCCAUGAAGAGGAAUCUCACACAGAUGGCAGAUGAGUUGCAGAAACCAGGUGUUCGUCUGUGGGGCUCAGAGGUUCCACCAUCUCAGGACACAUCUGUUACUGGCCUGGUGGAGAAGCUGACGGUGCAGGAUGGAGAGAAGGAGGUAGAUGGAGACAGCGGAGGAGAGAGUAAAGAAAUGAGUGAGGUCAGCGAGGCCACGGAGAGCACAGACGUCAAAGACUCCUCGUCGGACUCUUAACUCACAUCUCCCUGUGUUCACACCCAUCAUAUAGGUUUCAAAUCGGUUUACAGUGUUUAUAUGCUCUGAUGAUUUUAUUUUCAAAAUACAAGUAACUGACCUUGUAUAAGCCGUUCACAGCUAUGAAAUUAUUUGUGAGGAGAUUUGUCAAUAAAAUUGAAGA
This is a messenger RNA of Onychostoma macrolepis, 1011 nucleotides long. It is a transcript of the gene naa10, whose product is annotated as N-alpha-acetyltransferase 10, NatA catalytic subuni. Gene Ontology annotation, cellular component: NatA complex. The record is from RefSeq and is a predicted model, not a curated record. The transcript has 8 exons. NCBI's taxonomy places the organism in Eukaryota, Metazoa, Chordata, Actinopteri, Cypriniformes, Cyprinidae. Gene Ontology annotation, molecular function: protein-N-terminal-glutamate acetyltransferase activity; protein N-terminal-serine acetyltransferase activity. The coding region runs from base 174 to 848 and encodes 224 amino acids. Gene Ontology annotation, biological process: N-terminal peptidyl-glutamic acid acetylation.